AUGCCCCGGAGAAUUGCGAAUCCCUUCUCGACCUCCCAUUCUCCCGCAAUGCCGCAGACUGAGAAGGAAAGGAGACCUUCUCGUUCCGGCAACCGGAUUACCAACUUUUUCUCCUCUCCCAAGGGUUCAAAGGACAAGGAUCACCAGACCGCCCAGCAAGCUCUUCUGGCCAUGCAGCAGCAAAACAUUUCCUCCACCCAAAUCACCCCCUCGACAAUCUCCUUGCCGACAAUCUCUCUCUCGACCGCCACCGCCGGCGAGCCCGACAACAGUGACCCUCCCACUACUCUGUUCUCGCCCCCCUCUGCUGUCGAGACGGAGAAGAAGCGACGUUUCGACGCCCAAUUUGGCCCUCUCCUGCAUCCUAGCCACCGUUAUGUGAGCAAGUCCAAUGAUGGCAAGCCUCUCGAUCCGCCCAUCAUUGACGAGCCGCCCUACUACUACAUCCUCACCACCUACAUCAGCUACCUCCUUCUCAUCCUUUUCGGCCACGCUCGCGACUUCUUCGGCAAAAGGUUUGGCGACAAGAAGCACUAUCAGGCUCUCAAGCCCCAAAAUGGCUACGCCCCCUUGAACGAGGAUUUCGACAACUUUUACGUCCGCAGACUCAAGAUGCGUAUUGACGACUGCUUUGCCCGCCCCAUCACUGGCGUUCCCGGCCGAUACAUCACUCUCAUGGAUCGCGAGUCUAGCGACUACAACCGAACCUACAACUACACUGGUACACACACCGAGACCUUGAACAUGAGCUCCUACAACUACCUGGGUUUCGCUCAAUCAGAAGGUCCAUGCGCCGAUGCUGUUGAGGAAUGUGUCAAGAAGUACGCCCUUAGCACCUGCAGCCCCCGCGCUGAUGUUGGCACCUCAGACCUGGCUCUCGAGGUUGAGAAGGAGAUUGCCAGCUUCGUUGGCAAGCCUGCGUCUAUGGUUUUCUCCAUGGGAUUUGUCACCAACGCCAGCUCCUUCCCCGCUCUCGUCUCCAAGGGCUGCCUCAUUCUUUCCGACGAACUGAACCAUGCCUCCAUCAGAGUCGGCGCUCGUCUCUCUGGUGCUGUCAUCUCUUCUUUCAAGCACAAUGACAUGGUCGAUCUCGAGCGCAAGCUCCGGGAAGCUAUCUCUCAAGGACAGCCCCGCACCCACCGCCCAUGGAAGAAAAUUCUGGUCGCCGUCGAGGGUUUGUACUCCAUGGAGGGAACCAUGUGUGACUUGCCCGGGAUCAUGGCUCUGAAGGAUAAGUACAAGUUCUACCUUUUCAUCGACGAGGCUCACAGCAUUGGCGCAAUCGGCCCUCGCGGUCGUGGUGUGUGCGACUACUUCGGCAUUGACCCCAGCCGUGUGGAUAUUCUCAUGGGUACUCUGACCAAGUCUUUUGGUGCCAACGGCGGUUACGUUGCUGCCGAGAAGGCCAUCAUUGACAAGCUGCGGAGCACCAACGCGGCCACAAUUUACGGAGAGUCGCCUGCCCCUUCGGUCCUGAUGCAGAUUCUGGCCUCCCUGCGGUUGAUCACCGGCGAGCUCUGCCCUGGUCAAGGUGCGGAGCGAUUGGAGCGCAUUGCUUUCAACUCUCGCUACCUUCGUCUCGGUCUCAAGCGUCUCGGUCUCAUUGUCUACGGCCACGACGACUCGCCCAUCAUUCCAGUCAUGCUUUACAACCCUGGCAAGAUGCCCGCCUUUAGCCACGCCAUGCUGAAACGCAACAUCUCCGUCGUAAUUGUCGGCUACCCCGCCACACCCCUUAUCAGCUCUCGUGCCCGUUUCUGCGUGUCUUCGGCCCACAACAAGGAGGACCUCGACAGAAUGCUUCAGGCCGUUCACGAGGUCGCUGAUCAGCUUCAGAUCAGAUUCUCCACAGGCAUUGCUGGUGGUGCGGAGCCCCUUCCCGAAGGCGUUACACCAGAGACGGAAAAGGAAUGGCGCAAAGCCAACGGCCUCGAGGGUGUCUACAAGCCCCCCCGCUGGAAGCUCGAAGACGUUAUCGCUCGUGGCGUUCAGGACUGCAAAGUCCGCUUGCGGUAA
This is a messenger RNA of Colletotrichum truncatum, 2016 nucleotides long. RefSeq names its product serine palmitoyltransferase. Gene Ontology annotation, biological process: sphingosine biosynthetic process; ceramide biosynthetic process. The record is from RefSeq and is a predicted model, not a curated record. Gene Ontology annotation, cellular component: serine palmitoyltransferase complex. NCBI's taxonomy places the organism in Eukaryota, Fungi, Ascomycota, Sordariomycetes, Glomerellales, Glomerellaceae. Gene Ontology annotation, molecular function: serine C-palmitoyltransferase activity; pyridoxal phosphate binding.